This is a messenger RNA of Epinephelus fuscoguttatus (brown-marbled grouper), 1094 nucleotides long. It is a transcript of the gene tp53inp2a, whose product is annotated as tumor protein p53 inducible nuclear protein 2. The transcript has 4 exons. Bases 234 to 698 code for a protein of 154 amino acids. The record is from RefSeq and is a predicted model, not a curated record. NCBI's taxonomy places the organism in Eukaryota, Metazoa, Chordata, Actinopteri, Perciformes, Serranidae.
UUUGAAAUGCAGAACAACAGUGCUGUUUGGUUGUACUGCUACAGACUCUCAUACACCAAAAUAUUAAAGGUACCUGUGAAUAUUAACAAACCGACACUCAACAAUGGUCUGCGACUGAGACCGAGAAACACUAACCGCAGAUAAAGACUCCCAACACCUCAGCCUCCUGCCAAACAAAGAAGGGAACGAGAGCAAAGACAAACACCUCAAAGGAAGACAAAGAGAAACCAGUAAUGUUCCAAACAAUUACCCGUCUGCUUUUUGGGGGAGAGGAGGAGACCCCUGAAGAUGUUAAGUCUGGGGAGGCGGUGGAGGAAGGGUGGUUAGUUGUGACUCAUCAAGAGGCAGAUUCAGCAGAGAGCCAGGGAGCAGAGCUGACUGACAACCAGCCAUCAAACACUGUACCUCAUGGAGACAAAGUUGCAAACAUGGAAACCAACAUCAGUGUGUCGGAUCCAGAGCCCACAGGUGAAAGCAGCAGCAGCAGCAGCAGCAGUCGAGCUGUUACAGGCUCUGUUUUUCAGCGUAAAGCUCUGGCAGAAAUGACACAGUUAACCUGCAUCCAGAGGGCGAAGGCCUGGGCAGACCCUCACCGCAUGUCUCGUAACACCAUUCAACGCCAGAACCGUGUUCGCCAAGGAGUCCAACAUCACUACUUCCACCUCCAACAGCCAGGACAUCGUAACCUCAGCCACUGAGGCUGUGAUCGAAACAGGAAAUAUUUACACACCACACAUGGCACUUAAUAAACACAUUCUCUAACGUACACAUGCACACACAUUUUAGUCUUUUGCAGAUUUAAUCUAUACAUGUAAUCUUGAUGUAACUCAUCACAACAACUCUACAACAGGCAGCUACAUUAUAACUCGUAUGAAUUGAACGUAUGAAUUAGGAAUGAAGAUGAUCACCUCAUGAGAUGAAAUGUUUUCUUGUUUGUGUGCAUGUGGAUUUACACGUUGAUGACAGCAGCCUAUGCAAAAUGUAUCCUCAAACAUUUUAGACAAAGUGCUGUAAUUUGUGUAUCAACAUGCAUUUUUUUACCUAUAUGUAACUGGGUUAAAAACCUUUUUAUACGACAAUAAAAAAAAAUUAUG